Molecule: messenger RNA, 774 nt
Organism: Funneliformis caledonium
Lineage: Eukaryota; Fungi; Glomeromycota; Glomeromycetes; Glomerales; Glomeraceae
Source: the annotation of a GenBank genome assembly
GAUAAGGUUACCUGCGAGCAGGAAUUUAAUCUACAAGGAACUACAUGUACACCAUGUCAACAAACCCUUCAUAAAUAUCCAUCUUUAGAUAUAGCUUCCCUCAUAAAUAAACAGCCACCAUCCGACAAAUGCUUAGUCUUUUCAAUUUUUCAAUAUCAUUUAAUGGAAGGAAAUGCUGCUUCAACGCCAGAUAAUAUAAUGGAUCCUGUAAACGUAAAUAACGCUUUAGACAAAACUUGUGCUGAUACCGCAAAUAAUGCUUGUAGCGAAGAUUAUGUUCAAAGUGUUUAUACUGAAAUCGAUAAAACUUGUGAUGCAGAAUUAAAUAAAAACUUCAACGGGACACCUGAUCCGAUUGGAACAAAAGCUUUCGGGGCUUUGAUUACAUUCUAUACUUCUAUACCUUUGAGAACUUAUUUCUGUACUAAAAGUGGGGAUGAAUAUUGUUUCAGCAAAUUUUUGAAAGCAGCAAAUACAUCACAAACCAAACCCCAAGGCCAAGGCCCAGAUAUUGAUCCUUUUGUUGAUAUUAUAUGUGAUGAUUGUACCCGACAAUCUCGCAAUAAAUUCAAAGAAUUUCAAGCAUCACAUCCUCUUAAUACUCCAAAUUUACAAAAAGCCCUUGCUAAUGAAACCAAAUCUCAAGAUGAAUUUGACGCAAAAUGUGGCAAAUCAAGCGCUAAAUCAAAUGGACAUCGAAUUAUAAAUGAUUUUAGUAAAUCCUAUGGAAUUUUAAUGGAAUUAGUUGUAUUCUUUUAUAUGAACUUCUUGUAA